AUGGCCUUUGCGCGAAGGGUCCCGAGGCUCGGGGCCUUGGCCUUGGCAGUUCUGACGUCUCCUUUGGCCUUGGCGGCCUUGGCAUUCCUCCGGCUCCCCUACGAGCACCCUUUGGGCUCCGGCGCCAGGGCGCGGCUGAGGAUCCCCCCCUUGAGAGCCCUUCAAGGUGACCUCGGAAAUCUGCGAAAGCGCGAAUUGAUCGAGAUGUUGACGAGCCACAACGUAGACGCCGCAGGCCUCACAAAGCCGGAGCUACUGCAGCGUCUCCUGGACCUUGACGGCGCUUCCACUACUGUUAAACCUUCUAUGUCCCAGCGUCAAGUCGCAGAAAUCGCCAUGGACGAUUGGCAAAAUGCCACGACCGUGGGAUUCGAUUGCAAGUCAGGGAGGCAUACUGCAGAUGGGGUGGAGUUUGACAUCAUCGGGCCGACUGGCAUGGUAGAGCACACGACCCGAUUCUCCACUUCCUGGCCUCCUACAUGCACCUGCCCGGAUGCGAGACAGUGGGGCAGUCAGUUGCGGUGCAAGCAUGUGUGCAUGAUCCUGGUGAAAUGUGGAGUCCCUUAUGCAGCAGUUGCUGAUGACGACUGGAAGCCAGGCGAAAUGGAAAUUCAGAGUAUCGUCCACCACAUGAAAGGGCAAUGGUCGCCCAUCCCACUGCAGGCCCUGACCUAUGGAUCCGUGCAUCAAGAUGAUGCAGCAAGAGACUUUGCCGAAGGGCUGCUGGGUUCGAUCUGGUCACUCCGCUAUGCUAAGAAGCUGCCGCAGAGCUUCCUGCUGUUUGCCCAGACGGCUCUGCAGCAGCUUGCAGGGCGCUCCUCUGCGGCACCCUGUGUCAUGCCUACGGGCAGGUUUGCCGCCCACUUGGAUACGGGCUCCGAAGCCGUCCCGAAGCAGUUGCAGGAGAUGCCCGGGGCCUUCGUGAUUCACAAACCCGCAGGCUGGUGCGUGGACCAGGGCGAAGAAAGCCUGGUUGAGGCGGACGAAGAUGAGAAGAUGAACUACUUGUCCAGCUUUGUGUCAACGUUGAUGCCGACUCGGCGCUGCACUAUCCUCAGUGACAAGCUUUAUUGGCGAGGCUUUUUGCAUCGACUUGAUGUGCCAACCUCAGGCCUGAUACUGGCGGCGACCACCCACGACGUUUUCUACGACUUGCGACUGCAACUGGCCUGCGGCAGCUUUGUGCGAGACUACCAGGUCCUUUGCCAUGGAUGGCUUCGUGGCCGCAACCAUGUGCAAGCUGCGAUACACUGGGUGAGCGAUGGUCGAACGACCAGCAGCACGAUCAGCCGGUUUGGUCGUCCGUCCUUUACGUGGAUGCGGCUGUCGGCAUCUUUCCUGGUAACGUCGCAGGUCCUGAGCCUGUUUCUCAUGCGCAUCGCCACCGGGCGGAAGCAUCAAAUACGGGUGCACUCUGCCCAUGUUGGCCAUGCUGUCGUUUGUGACGGCAGAUACUCCACGACUAGCACCUACCACGCUGAUCUGAAAUGGUGUCCUCGCAACUUUUUGCAUCGUUCCCGUCUGUGUUUUACGAUCAACCAUCGGACCAUCGAUAUUGAGCAAAGGCUCCCCGCGGAUUUGACGGGUGCACUUCGUCUCUGCAUCCAGAGAGAGAGCAAGCUUGCCGAGCUCAGCCGGCCUUACGACAAAGCUGCGGAGGUUUUGGGCAAGAUUGCCCAAAUCAGGGCUGAACGGCAGCAACGCGAUAAGGACUUUGCGAUCCUCCAGGACAUCAUCGGCCCGACACCACCACCUCCGCCUGAGCCUUCGCGCAGGAUGACGUUGGUGCUGCGCAAGAUUCCUGUCAUCAGCUUGAAGUACCAGCGUACGCGAAUCGGGUCGCUGUGCUACUUCGCCAGCAUCGGGGACGCACCCAGCGUGAAGUACUUGCUUGAGCAGGCCAGGCGAGGUGGCGACGACUUUUUUGUCAACAGUGUGGACGAUGAAGUGUGCAGGCGCACUGCACUACAUUACUGCGCCAUCGAGGGCAACGUGGAGGUGGCCGAGGCCCUGCUCCAAGCCGGGGCAGACGUCUUCCUCCGUGACAGGGAGGAUCGCACUCCGCUGCACCUGGCGGCAGCGAUGGGUCAGGUGGGCGUUGCCAGGCAGCUGCUCGGAACUUGUCUGUCAAGGAUCCGCGAGGCAAUGUUACAGCGAUUUCGCUCAGAGAGACUCGAGCCAGCAGAUCCAUGGGAGGAUCCGUCGAUGGCCGACCAGCGCGCCGCGAAGCGUGUCAUGGCGGAGUACCUCCAAGUGCUGGAGGAGACACGGCGGCACCUCUGCUUGUCCGAGGACCGGCAUCAGUUCACGUGCCUCCACUACGCCGUGCGAGACGCCUAUGCUGGCUGCUUUCAGAUACUCAAGCUUGUCCUCGGCAGCUUCUUUGAGUUUCCACGGGGACGGGAGACUGACUCCAUCAUGAUGACGAACAAGCUCUUCGAGAUUCAGCCAGGGCCCGGGCUCUUGAAGCUUCUUUCCGGAUUUCUCCUGGAAGAGGAGGUGGCCGAACUGUAA
Molecule: messenger RNA, 2514 nt
Organism: Symbiodinium necroappetens
Lineage: Eukaryota; Dinophyceae; Suessiales; Symbiodiniaceae
Source: the annotation of a GenBank genome assembly